UAUAGAGAUAUAUACCAGCAUAAAUGCAGAAGACUACUAUAACCUAAAUUUUAGCUAUUUCAGACAUAUCAACACCUACAUAAAUUAAGACCCAGAGAAACGAAAAUGAAAGCACACAUGACCAGCAAAAAAGCUGUACCUAUACAUCUACGGUUUUGUCUCGUUUUGAGUAUUAGAACGGUGCGUUUCAUAUUGAUAAGGUACUAGUCAAUAUGUCUCGUCUCUUUCUUCCUUCUUGCCUUCAACACUCUCUCAUCCUCUUUCUUUGUUUUCUUCAAAAGCUCUCAUUUGCAUUUAUUAUUAUUCGCAUUGCUUGUCUGCCUUCUUCUUCUUCCUCCUCUGUUUUUUCUCAUUCCCAUCUCCAACGUCCAAUUAUGAACACAACCCAAAUUAUAAACCCGACCCGACCCAUUUGGCCUGGUUUCUCUUCUUCCAAAUCUCUAUGCGGCGAUGCCAACUGCAUGGAGCAGCUUCUCCUCCAUUGCGCAAAGGCCAUCGAAUCAAACGACGCCACGUUGGCUCAACAGAUCAUUUGGGUGCUCAACAACCUCGCUUCACCCGACGGAGACUCAACUCAGAGACUCGCUUCCUCCUUCCUCCGCGCGUUAAUCUCACGCGCCGCCUCCAAAAGCCCUGCGUUCGCGUUUCUAUCACUGGCUGCUACCGCUUCCGUCUCCCAGAAAAUGCUACACCGGUUCUCCGUCAUAGAGCUCGCUGAGUUUGUCGACUUAACGCCGUGGCACCGUUUCGGAUUCAUAGCCGCGAACGCCGCAAUCCUUGACGCCGUCGAAGGUUAUUCCUCUGUUCACAUCGUUGACUUAAGUUUGACUCACUGCAUGCAAAUCCCUACUCUUAUAGACUCCAUGGCAAACAAACUCCACAAACAACCCCCUCCGCUUCUCAAACUCACUGUCAUUGCUUCCGACGCCGAAUCUCAUCCGCCACCGUUGCUCGGAAUCUCCUACGAAGAGCUGGGUUCAAAGCUAGUAAACUUCGCGACAACACGUAACAUAGCAAUGGAGUUUAGAAUCAUCUCUUCUUCUUACUCCGACGGCCUCUCCUCCCUUAUCGAACAACUACGAAUCGACCCAUUCGUCUUCAAUGAAGCUCUCGUCGUUAACUGCCACAUGAUGCUUCAUUACAUCCCCGACGAAACCUUAACUUCGAAUCCUCUCCGAUCAGUUUUAUUGAAAGAACUUCGAGAUCUAAACCCAACGAUCGUAACCCUAAUUGACGAAGACUCGGAUUUCACCUCGACUAACUUUAUCUCCAGGUUACGGUCUCUCUACAAUUACAUGUGGAUUCCUUACGAAACCGCCGACAUGUUUUUGACACGCGGCAGCGAGCAUAGGCAGUGGUACGAGGCAGAUAUAAGUUGGAAGAUAGAUAACAUAGUAGCCAAGGAAGGUGCCGAGAGGGUGGAGAGAUUGGAGCUGAAGAGCCGGUGGUUCGAGCGGAUGAGGGAAGCUAAGUUUGCCGGAGUUGGGUUCGGCGAGAGGGCGGGGACGGAGGUUAAAACAAUGCUGGAGGAACACGCCACCGGUUGGGGAAUGAAGGAAGAUGUUGAGGACGAUGAUGACGUGGAACGUUUUGUGCUGACGUGGAAGGGACAUAGUGUUGUGUUUGCAUCGGCUUGGGCACCAAUUAAUGGGGUUGCUGCUGAUCUUAUAUAAUGAUGCUUAUCUUAUCUUAAUUAAGGAUUAGUAGUGUAGGGAAUUUUAACCUGACCGGACCCGUUGUGUCUGAAUGUGCUGACUUUCAAACUCUUUUAUUUAGCAAACCAA
Molecule: messenger RNA, 1784 nt
Organism: Arabidopsis lyrata subsp. lyrata
Lineage: Eukaryota; Viridiplantae; Streptophyta; Magnoliopsida; Brassicales; Brassicaceae
Product: scarecrow-like protein 32
Exons: 2
Coding region: 213-1673 (486 amino acids)
Biological process (GO): regulation of DNA-templated transcription
Cellular component (GO): nucleus
Molecular function (GO): sequence-specific DNA binding; DNA-binding transcription factor activity
Source: RefSeq, a predicted model, not a curated record